GCGCAGUACGUGAGGCCGUGAUGCAUGACGCCUUUGAGCCGCUGCCCAUCCUGGAGAAGCUGCCGCUUCAGAUCGACUGUCUGGCGGCCUGGGAUGAUUGGCUUCUCGUUGGCACGAAACCCGGCCACCUCCUGCUCUACAGGAUCAAGAAGGAGCCAGGGUCCAACAGAUUUGAAGUUUUACUGGAGAAAUCCCACAAAAACUUCUCGAAGAAAAUUCAACAGCUGUGUGUGGUGCCACAGUAUAAAAUCCUGGUUUCUCUCCUGGAAAAUAAUAUUUAUGUCCAUGACUUGCUCACCUUCCAACAAAUCACCAUGGUUACCAAGGCCAAGGGCAGCAGCCUCUUCUCCUGUAACGUGCAGAGCGCUGGCGGCGAGGACGCCCAGCUGAGGAUGUGUGUGGCUGUGAAGAAGAAGCUACAGCUUUAUUACUGGAAAGAUCGGGAGUUUCAUGAUGUUCAGGCUGAUUUCAGUGUUCCCGAUGUGCCCAAGUCUAUGGCUUGGUGUGAGAGCUCUAUCUGUGUUGGCUUCAAGAGAGAUUAUUACUUGAUCCGGCUGGAUGGCAAAGGUUCCAUUAAGGAGUUGUUCCCGACGGGGAAGCAGCUGGAGCCGCUGGUGACGUCGCUGGGGGAAGGGAAGGUUGCAGUGGGACAGGAUGACUUGACCGUGGUGCUGAGCGAAAUGGGCGUCCUCACCAAGUGUGCCCUCAACUGGACUGACAUCCCCAUCGCCAUGGAGCACCAGGCACCAUACAUCAUUGCUGUGCUGCCGCGCUAUGUGGAGAUUCGCACCAUCGAUCCCCGACUCCUGGUCCAGAGUGUAGAGCUUCAGAGACCCCGCUUCAUCACGUCGGGGGGGAUGAAUAUUGUGUACGUGGCCAGUAAUCACUUUGUGUGGCGCCUGGUUCCGGUCUCCAUCGCCGCUCAGAUCCGACAGCUGCUCCCAGACAAGCAGUUUGAACUGGCACUGCAACUGGCGAGAAUGAAGGAUGACACAGACAGUGACAAAUGGCAGCAGAUUCACCACAUCCAGAACCUCUUCGCCUUCAACCUCUUCUGUCAGAAACGCUUUGACGAUUCCAUGCAGGUCUUCACCAAACUGGGCACAGGUCAGUCAGUGCCACCUCCCAUAGACCCCACGCACGUAAUCGGGCUGUACCCAGACCUGCUGCCUGCGGACUACAGGAAACAGCUGCAAUACCCCAACCCUCUGCCCACGCUCUCCACUGCCGAGCUGGAGAAAGCUCACCUCGCGCUGAUAGACUACCUUACCCAGAAACGUGCCCACCUGGUGAAGCAGCUGCACGACUCGGAGCCCUCCAGCACCUCGCCCCUGGUGGAGGGGACGCCCACCAUCAAGUCCAAAAAAAAACUGCUGCAGAUUAUCGACACCACCUUACUCAAGUGUUACCUUCACACGAAUGUGGCGUUGGUGGCCCCGCUGUUGCGGUUGGAGAACAAUCACUGUCACAUCGAGGAGAGCGAGCACAUACUGAAGAAAGCUCACAAGUACAGCGAGCUCAUCAUCCUGUACGAGAAGAAGGGGCUGCAUGAGAAAGCAUUGCUGGUGUUACUGGAUCAGGCCACCAAAGCCAACUCCCCCCUGAAAGGACACGAGCGGACCAUCCAGUACCUACAGCAGCUGGGGAAGGAGAGCCUGAGUGUGAUAUUUGAGUUCUCGCUCUGGGUGCUGAAGGCCUGCCCUGAGGAUGGGCUGAAGAUCUUCACUGAGGACCUGAUUGAGGUGGAGAAUCUGCCUCGAGACAAGGUGCUGGAAUUCCUGAGGGACAACUGUAAGGAGCUGGCCAUUCCUUACCUGGAACACAUCAUCCACCAGUGGGACGAGACAGGCCCGUGCUUCCACAACUGGCUGAUCCAGCUGCUCCGCGAGAGAGUGCAGACGCUCAUGAGGGAAUAUCUGUGUUCACUGCCACAGGGGCAGAGUGCUGUGAGUGCAGGAGAUGAGGAAGGUGAGCUCGGCGAGUACAGGAACAAACUGCUCAGCUUCCUGGAGAUCUCCACACAUUACCAGCCCAGCAGGCUCAUCACGGACUUCCCCUUCGAUGGGUUGCUGGAGGAGCGAGCGCUGUUACUCGGCCGCAUGGGGCUGCACGAGCAGGCGCUCUUCAUCUAUGUCCACAUCCUCCACAACACCCGCCUGGCCGAGGAUUACUGCCACAAGCACUACGACGUGAACGACGAUACAAACCGUGACGUAUACCUGUCGCUAUUGAGGAUGUACCUGUCUCCCCCCGAGCCGCAGUGUGUAGGCCCUGUGCGGGUGGAGGUGGCCGAGCCUCAGCCCAACCUACCAGCAGCCCUGAGCGUACUGGCUCUUCAAUACAGCAAGCUGGACACCAGCAAGACGUUAAACCUUCUCCCCGCCAACACUCAUAUCCAGGAAAUUCGUCUGUUCCUGGAGAAUGUUCUGGAAGCCAACGCUCAGCGGCGCAGAUAUAACCAGAUCCUCAAGAGUCUGCUGCAAGCCGAGUUUCUCCGGAUCCAGGAGGAGAGGAUUUACCAUCAGGAGGUGAAAUGCAUCAUCACCGAGGAGAAAAUAUGUCGGGUCUGUAAAAAGAAGAUCGGAAACAGUGCGUUUGCUCGUUACCCCAACGCUGUGGUCGUUCACUAUUUCUGCUGCAAGGACCGGACUGCAUGUCCUGCCGAGACGUGAGCGGCCCCCCCACACCCACCCCCC
This is a messenger RNA of Callorhinchus milii (elephant shark), 2696 nucleotides long. It is a transcript of the gene vps39, whose product is annotated as VPS39 subunit of HOPS complex. The record is from RefSeq and is a predicted model, not a curated record. Gene Ontology annotation, molecular function: protein binding. Gene Ontology annotation, cellular component: membrane; cytoplasm. Gene Ontology annotation, biological process: autophagy; endosomal vesicle fusion; intracellular protein transport. Lineage: Eukaryota; Metazoa; Chordata; Chondrichthyes; Chimaeriformes; Callorhinchidae. The transcript is spliced from 25 exons. Bases 21 to 2672 code for a protein of 883 amino acids.